This is a messenger RNA of Miniopterus natalensis, 871 nucleotides long. RefSeq names its product mitochondrial ribosomal protein L40 (gene MRPL40). Lineage: Eukaryota; Metazoa; Chordata; Mammalia; Chiroptera; Miniopteridae. Gene Ontology annotation, cellular component: mitochondrial large ribosomal subunit; mitochondrial ribosome. The record is from RefSeq and is a predicted model, not a curated record.
CCACGGCCGGGCGGGACCAAACGUGACCUAGUCCUCCGUAGCUCGCGCCCCAGGUCGGAACGCUAGCGUGCGAAUCGACGGGACGGCCGGACCACCGAGGUGCGCGCCCGGAAGCAGCCGGUCGGCUGCCUUUGGAGCCAUGGCCGCCACCGUGCUGAGAGCUAUCUCGCGCGCUCUACGUUCGCCGUGCUGGCCUCUGGGAAUUUGGCAGACACAGAUUAGAAACACCCACCAGCGAGCUUCAUUGUUGUCUUUCUGGGAACUCAUUCCCAUGAGAGCAGAACCUCUGCGAAAGAAGAAGAAGGUAGAUCCUAAAAAAGACCAAGCUGUAAAGGACCGUUUGAAAAAGAGGAUCCGAAAACUAGAAAAGGCUAGCCAGGAGCUAAUUCCCAUUGAAGAUUUUAUUACACCUGUGAGGUUCUUGGAUCAAGUGAGACAGCGGCCUCAGGUAGAGCUCUCCUUUGAGGAGGCUGAGCGGAGAGCUUUGCUUCUGAAGAAGUGGUCCCUGUACAAGCAGCGAGAGCAUGAGAUGGAGAGGGAAGCCAUCAAGUCCAUGCUUGAGGCCCAGCAGGAAGCUCUGCAGGAACUACAACUCACGUCCAAGGAGCUCCAUAUGGAGGCUAUCAAGCGGGACCCCAGUCUGUUCCCCUUUGAGAGAGAAGGGCCAGAUUACACACCACCGAUCUCCAACUAUCAGCCCCCUGAAGGCAGGUACCAUGAUAUCACCAAGGUGUACACACAGGUGGAGUUCAAAAGAUAGAGCUGCAGGCAGCUAUCUGAACAUGCUACCCUUGACAGCCAGAACCACCAGAGCUCAAGCCUGUUUGUCACAGAGUUAGGCAUGCUGAGAAUAAAUGUAAGUUUAAUCAAG